This is a messenger RNA of Hyaena hyaena (striped hyena), 1856 nucleotides long. It is a transcript of the gene R3HCC1, whose product is annotated as R3H domain and coiled-coil containing 1. The transcript has 9 exons. Gene Ontology annotation, molecular function: nucleic acid binding. NCBI's taxonomy places the organism in Eukaryota, Metazoa, Chordata, Mammalia, Carnivora, Hyaenidae. The record is from RefSeq and is a predicted model, not a curated record. The coding region runs from base 219 to 1826 and encodes 535 amino acids.
GAGCCUAGAGACUGAAAUGAGGACAGGCCUGGGCCCCACAGCCCACCAGUGAGACCCUUCCCCCACCCCCUCCUUCCCCAUCUGGGUUCCUGUUACUCUGGCCCUUUAAGAAGGGGGCUAGAACUCUGGCAAGCUGAGGUGGUGGUCCCCUGGGAACCCAGGGACAACAAACAGCUUCAGAGAGAUUGGGGCUGUGUUGGGGACCCUCCACAACAGGGAUGGCACACACGGAGGCCAAUCAGGCCCUCCCACCUGUCACCCUGGCCCUUCUUUGUUGGGACGGCGUCUUCCUCUCCUCCGCCGAGAAUGACUUUGUGCACCGCAUCCAGGAGGAGCUGGACCGCUUCGUGCUGCAGAAGCAGCUGUCAAAGGUACUUCUUUUCCCCCCGCUCUCCAGUCGCCUCCGGUACCUGAUCCACAGGACAGCAGAGAAUUUUGAUCUUCUGAGCAGCUUCUCUGUUGGGGAGGGCUGGAGGAGAAGGACAGUCAUCUGUCACUUGGAUAUCAGGUUACCCAGUUCAGAUGGACUGUCCGGCCCCUGCCACCCUCCUGCCUCCCAGCCUAGCAAGGCCCGAGGACCUCGGCCCACCUCAAACCAAGGAGCACCUGCUGGUCCUCGAGGGGCACGGGCUGGCCGGUGGCAUCGUGGACGCAAACCAGAUCAGGCUUUGUACGUGCCCCGAGUACUGCGCAGGCAAGAAGAAUGGGCGCCACCCUCUACCCAAGGGCUCCAGGGAGAUGCCCCAGCUGCUGGGCCCCUGGAAGAGCCUGGAAAUGUCAGUGCUGGGGACCUCGACUCUGAUCAGGACCUCCCUGCAUUGACGACUCAGGCACCUGAGGACCUAGAGGGCCCAGACCAACGCUGUGACGAUGAACAGCUACUGGACUUAGUUGGCAUUGAGUCCCCACAGCCCGAGAGCCACUCCGUGACGGGAGACGGGUUGGAGAUGUCCACACGGCUUGGGUCCAGUCUGAGGCUGGACUCAGAAGAGGGGAAUGGGAGUGAGGUGAAGAGCCUGGCAGAGGAGGAAGAGGAAGAGCUGGAAGAGUUGGGGCCUGGCAGCUGCCCCGGGGAUGAUUACAGUGAGCUGCUGCAGGAGAUAACAGACAACCUGACUGAGAAGGAGAUUCAGGUAGAGAAGAUCCACGUGGACACGUCCUCCUUCAUGGAGGAGCUGCCUGGAGAGAAGGAUUUUGCCCACGUGGUGGAGAUCUAUGAUUUUGAGCCGACACUCAAGACUGAGGACCUGCUGGCAGCACUUUCCGAGUUCCAAGAGAAGGGGCUCAAGAUUCAGUGGGUAGAUGACACGCACGCGCUCGGUGUCUUUCCCUGCCUGGCCUCAGCCGCUGAAGCCCUGACCAAGGAUUUCUCUGUGCUCAAGAUCCGGCCCCUCACGCAGGGAACCAAGCAGUCAAAGCUGAAAGCCUUGCAAAGGCCAAAAAGCAUGAUGGGGGCUUUUAGAAGCUGGUUUUCUGUGGCUGCAAAGCAGUGGCUGGCAAAACUGGCUCAGAAGAGAGCUCCUGCGUCUGGCAAAGAUGAGACCACAGACAAAUACAGCGGUGGCCAGGAGGCUGGUGGCCCGGGCCCUGGGGCUCCAACACAAGAAGAGAGAGCGGCCUGCCGUCGAGUCUUCUACCUCCCUGAGGCCCUGAGGGGCCCCGUAAGCCUGGACCGGUGCCCCGUAAGCCUGGACCAGUGCACCCAGGAUGAAGCCGGUGCCCCAACGCCACGAGCCUUUACAGACACCAGAACAGCCCUGCACUGUGUGUUAGGGUGUCCCUGUUGGGUGUGGUGGGCUUUAGUUUGGUCUAGUUCCAGAAGUUGAGAAAAAAUAAAAACUUGAAAGUUGUUUCCA